Messenger RNA from Brassica oleracea var. oleracea, 1341 nucleotides. RefSeq names its product protein UNUSUAL FLORAL ORGANS. NCBI's taxonomy places the organism in Eukaryota, Viridiplantae, Streptophyta, Magnoliopsida, Brassicales, Brassicaceae. The transcript has a single exon. Bases 1 to 1341 code for a protein of 446 amino acids. Gene Ontology annotation, molecular function: protein binding. The record is from RefSeq and is a predicted model, not a curated record.
AUGGAAAGAAAUAUGUUCAUCACUAACCCAUCUGCACACUUACCGUUCUCUUACACCUUCACCAGUAGCAGCAACAGUAGCACAACCACUAGCACAACCACAGAUUCAACCUCCGGUCAGUGGAUGGACGGUCGGAUUUGGAGCAAGCUACCUCCUUCGCUUCUUGACCGUAUCAUCGCUUUUCUUCCACCUCCAGCGUUUUUCCGGUCACGUUGCGUCUGCAAGAGAUUCUACGGUCUACUUUUCUCCAAUACUUUCCUCGAGAUAUAUCUACAACUACUUCCUCCCCGACACAACUGUUUCCUCUUCUUCAAACACAAAACCCUCAAAAGCUACAUCUACAAGAGAGGAGGUGGAGGAGGAGCAAACGAUGAUGGUUCCAAUAAAGCUGAAGGCUUCUUGUUUGACCCUAAUGAAAUCAGAUGGUAUCGUCUCUCUUUUCCUUACAUCCCUUCAGGGUUUUAUCCUUCAGGUUCAUCUGGAGGGUUGGUGAGUUGGGUCUCUGAAGAAGCUGGUCUCAAAACCAUUCUAUUAUGUAACCCUCUUGUUGGAUCCGUGAGUCAGUUGCCACCAAUGUCAAGGCCAAGGCUGUUCCCUUCGAUAGGUCUCUCAGUAACUCCAACUUCCAUUGAUGUUACCGUCGCCGGAGACGACCUCAUAUCUCCUUACGCCGUGAAAAACCUCUCCUCGGAGAGUUUCCACGUUGACGCCGGAGGGUUCUUCUCCCUUUGGGCGAUGGUUUCUUCUCUGCCGCGGCUUUGUAGCUUGGAAUCAGGUAAGAUGGUUUACGUGGGAGGCAAGUUUUAUUGUAUGAACUAUAGCCCUUUUAGCGUUUUGUGCUAUGAGGUUACGGGAAACCGUUGGAUCAAGAUCCAAGCUCCGAUGAGGAGAUUUCUCCGGUCUCCAAGCUUGUUAGAGAGCAAAGGAAGGCUCGUUCUCGUGGCGGCCGUUGAGAAAAGCAAGCUUAACGUUCCCAAAAGCCUUAGGCUUUGGAGUUUGCAGCAAGAUAACGCCACGUGGGUCGAGAUCGAAAGGAUGCCUCAGCCGCUCUACACACAGUUUGCAGUGGAAGAAGGCGGAAAAGGGUUCGAGUGUGUCGGAAACCAAGAGUUUGUAAUGAUUGUGUUAAGAAGGGCUUCACUUCAGUUGCUGUUUGAUAUGGUGAGAAAGAGUUGGUUGUGGGUCCCACCGUGUCCAUACUCCCGUGGCAGCAGUGGCGGUGUUGGCUCAGGUGGUUCAGAGGGAGAGGUGCUGCAGGGUUUUGCUUAUGACCCGGUACUUACUACACCCGUGGUUAGUCUUCUUGAUCAGUUAGCACUUCCAUUUCCUGGAGCCUGUUAG